UGCAUACACGCACAAAAUCCUCUUUCGUCACUCCUCUCCUAGGUUUCUUCUUCUCUCUCUAACUUUCUUCUCUGCUAUCUCUCUCUCUCUCUCCUGCAAUGGCUGUUCCGAAAUGCGAAUUUCUCAAUUAGGGCUCAUGUGGGGAAAUACAAUUGAUCGCUGCUGAAAACCGCGUUAAGAUGGUUUUGUCGCGCAUGAAGGGUCCGCUGGAUCGAACGAAGGUGGUGCUGCGGCACUUGCCGCCCACGAUUUCUCAGUCAAACCUCGUCGACCAUAUUGAUUCUCGCUUCUCCGGCCGCUACCAUUGGUUUUCUUUUCGCCCCGGAAAAUCUGGCCCAAAGCAUCUAAAAUAUGCUAGAGCUUACAUUGACUUUAACAAGCCGGAUGAUGUGAUUGAGUUUGCUGAGGUUUUUAAGGGGCAUGUAUUUGUCAAUGAGAAAGGAACACAGUUUAGAACAGUUGUUGAGUAUGCUCCUUCACAACGUGUUCCGAAGCAGUGGUCCAAGAAGGAUGGCCGUGAAGGGACUAUAUUGAAAGAUCCUGAAUACUUGGAGUUCCUUGAAUUUCUUGCAAAGCCCGUGGAGAAUCUUCCCAGUGCAGAGAUACAGUUGGAGAGGAAGGAAGCAGAACGAGCUGGUGCUCCGAAGGAUGGUCCUAUAGUCACCCCGUUAAUGGACUUUGUUCGUCAGAAAAGAGCUGCAAAGGGUGGAGCUCGGAGGACUGUGUUGAAUGGGAAAUCAUCUAGAAGAGCUGGUGGAAUGCCAUCUAGAAAUCCAGUCUCUGGUUCUUCAAAACGAGGCUCAGAGAAGCGGACAUCUACUACCAUGUAUGUAUUAAGGGACAGUUCCAAGAUUCAGGGAAACAAAGAUAAAUCAACUUAUUCAUUGGCCCGCAAACAAGAUGUUCAACAACUGAAUGAUAAGCCUAUCAAUUCAGGAUCUAUAACAGGAAAUGAAUUAUUAGAAGGGGAAAAUGGAGGUACAGGAUCCACUGGUUCUGGGAAGAAGAAAAUCCUACUUCUAAAAGGAAAAGAAAAGGAAAUUCCUAACGUUUCUGGUGGUUCGUUAAUGCAACAGAACACAGCCUCUCCUGACAAAGCUGCUACACCGAAACAUAAUCAGCAGCGUGAAGCUAGUGGAAAGAUAAUCAGGAGCAUUCUUCUUAGCAGGGAUACUCGUCAAAAUCAACCAUCUUUGGGACCACAAUCAGAACUGCCUAUCCAGUCUUCUAAUCAGGAAAGGGAUAAGAAACCUCCUCGACCCCCAAGUCUACAAUCACUUCAGAAGGAUACGAAUGGGGCUCCUGAGGACAAGUUAGUCUCCAAUGAUUUGCAUGUUGUACCCACCGAGAAGCAGGAGAGACGGGGAAGGAACAAGGAUAGACCUGAUCGUGGUGUUUGGACUCCACUUCGACGUUCGGAUGGAUUACAUUCAAGUGAUGAAUCAUUAUCCUUGUCUGCUUCGCAGACAUCUGAAACGGGAGAUCCUGCAGAAGGAACUCAUGUAGAAUCAAAGCAAGAUAUGCUGGUCACACGUGGUGGUGAAUUCAGACCUCUAGGAGGUGCUCGUGGUAGGCAUUUCUCAUCUGACAAUGGAAUUACUGCAGGGCCUUAUAGGCAUGGGAUUCGACGUGGGUCAGCUUAUGACGUGAAGGAAGCAGAUGGCUCUUCCGUUGUAGAGGGGAAAUCUUCAAAAAGGGGAGGUUCUUCUGCCUAUGGUUCUAAUGAGAAACAAGUGUGGGUCCAAAAGUCCAGGUCAGCUACAUAGUUUGGUUGCAUACGUUUUUGCAGUGAAAUGCUUUUGUGAAUUGCCAUUUUGAAGCAUAAAUCAGGAUGCCCGAGAGAAUAUCGCAGGGUAUGUGGAGACUGUGUUUUGCUUGGAAGACCAUAGAGGCCUUCAGUUUUGCCUGAAUGCUACAGAUGGUAUUUACUGCUUGGUUGAUUAAGAAAUUAUGAUCCUAAGUUGAAGAUGGUCAGGGAAAAGAGCAAGAAGUUGAGAAAGUGAAUAUGUCAAAGCAUAUAACACCACCAUAUUGAUCGGUGUCCCUUUGGUAGGUUUAUACUAAUUGACAAGGCUAUGCAUCUCCAGUUCUUGCCGUUGAUUUACUGGCUAUCAGGGAUGAUGAUGACUUUCAUUCGCUGAACUGUAAAUACAAAUCUGAAGUGGGUGUACUGCUACUGCUAUAUAGUAUGUGGUUUUGUCCAGCGGUCUUCUAUCCGGUUUCAGUAAAUUUACGAUUGUAGACCCUGGUUAGUACCGGUAUUUACUGUAUCCAGCUUUGUUUAAACCCAGUUGUAAGUGGUUUUAGUUGUAUGACACACCCAACUCUAAACUGUGUAUGUUGAGGAAAAAGGGUAUUAGGAAUGACUGCCAGUGCUGGACAGUGCUUUGACCUCAUUGCUUGUUGGUUUGAAUGGGAAAUAGAAUGAGCCUUUUCCCUUUAAGGGUCAAUA
Messenger RNA from Salvia hispanica, 2452 nucleotides. Lineage: Eukaryota; Viridiplantae; Streptophyta; Magnoliopsida; Lamiales; Lamiaceae. The record is from RefSeq and is a predicted model, not a curated record.